This is a messenger RNA of Morone saxatilis (striped sea-bass), 1455 nucleotides long. It is a transcript of the gene hax1, whose product is annotated as HCLS1 associated protein X-1. The transcript has 7 exons. The coding region runs from base 114 to 1061 and encodes 315 amino acids. Gene Ontology annotation, cellular component: actin cytoskeleton; mitochondrion; clathrin-coated vesicle. Lineage: Eukaryota; Metazoa; Chordata; Actinopteri; Moronidae. The record is from RefSeq and is a predicted model, not a curated record. Gene Ontology annotation, biological process: regulation of actin filament polymerization; negative regulation of apoptotic process.
AACACUUUACGACACUGUUGACAACUGAGGCUUUCGUUGUAUCAAGUGGGCACCUGCUGCUCGUGCGUUUUAUGUGUAGUUAUGAUUUAAUUUUCCACCGCAGCUGUCAUUAAAUGAGUGUUUUUGAUUUAUUCCGCGGGUUCUUCGGAGUACCUGGAGGCCAGUAUCGUGGCCGACGGGACCCCUUCUUUGAUGCUAUGACUCGUGAUGACGACGACGACGAUGAUGAUGACGACGAUGAUGACCAAGAAGAUGGAUUCUACUAUGAUGGCUUCCGGGGGGACCAGCAGGACCCCUUUGACAGUGCCUUGAGGUUUGGCUUCAGCGUUGGCCCCAACGGGAUGAGGAUCCAGGAGCCUCCAGUCUUUGGCCACGUCUUCAGGGAGAUGGAGGAGAUUUUCUCCCAGCUGGGCCGCUGGGAAGGACAGCCAGGGUCUGGACAAGAUGGUGUUCCCAGCAUCAUGCCACCACCUCGGGACGGAGAAGAGAGGUUCGAAAGGGGAUCCAGUGGAAACCCCCUGAGAGAUUUUAUGCUCAAAUCCCAAGACAGCGAUCCACAAGGACCCCAAGCAGGCCCACCCAGAGAGCCCAGAAAUGAUGGCCACCCUUCCUAUGAGUCGCCAGAGAUUCCCAGCUCACCGUUCCAUGGCUGGACUCCUUUUUCAAAGUUUAAUGAUAUUUUGAGAAAGGGGCAACAUAAAGGUCCAGAGGAGGAGCGCAAAGAAGACCGAGAUCUGGACUCUGCAGUGUCCUCUCAGGGUCUGAAUCAGAUUCUGACACCACCUGCUGGCCAGGAACCGAACCAACCCAGGACCCGAUCAUUCUUCCAGUCAGUCACCGUCACCAAGGUGAUGAAACCUGACGGGACUGUAGAGGAGCGGCGAACAGUUAGAAACAGCCAAGGCAAAGAGGAGAUCACAGUGACCCGGUCAGGGGGUCCCGGUAGCCUGGAAGGACCAGACCAUCAGACUGGAUCUGUCAUACCAGGUGGACAGAAUCCUUUUUCGGACAUGCGGGAUGAUGACUCAUUAUUUUCCAAGUUCUUUGGGGGAUUUAAAUAAGAUGUGAAGUGAAAUAUAUUCUCUGGACGGGUUGAACGUAGCGUUUUGUUUCGUUUCAGUCUAUGAGUGUUUCUCUAGAGCUGUGAGUUUGCAUAUUUGUAGGAUAUAUACAUAAUGUGGACAGAACACUUGCAUGACCUACAAUUGCCAAAAUGAAUGUGUUGGAUUAUCGUUUCUGGGCUGUUUUUAAAGUAACACCAGAGUUUCCUACUGACCACGUACCUGUAGACUAUAAACUGCCAAUCCCGAAAGACUCGUGAUUCUGACAGUUUGAGACACAUCCCUCACUAAACAGUUCACAAUUCCAUAUUUUAUUUUUUGAAUUCUCUGUAGGAUACGUUUGUAUGAAUGUGAGUGUGUGAUAUGUCAAAUAAAGAGAGAGAGUCUUAAUAUA